AUGAGUAACUAUAUAUAUAAUAUUUUAUUUAUCAAAAUCUCUAAUGCAUUUAUAGAUGAAAAGUAAAACAACUUUAAACUUAUAAAGGAUCAAGAUUUAAUUUCUAAACUGCUGCAGAAAGAGGAUUGGCUAAAGAAGAUCAGUAUGUUCCAAAAUUAAUAAAUUAGAAUGAACCUGAUAUAGUUUUUCCAUCCUUUAUUCUCCCUAAUCAGUCUAAUGCAUUAAAUAUAUCAGUGUAAUUAACUAGAAAAAAAAAUUCUGAAAGUUAUUCACCUGAACAAUAAACCAAAGUAUUAAAUGAGUCUUAGAUGACGAAAUUUAUCCAACCCUAAAAAGAUACAAAAACAUAGCCAGCUUAAGAUAUACAAUUCAACACUCAUUAAUCUAUUCAAUUUUAGGAGCUAAGUGAUGAAAAUUUGGGAUUUCAUCAUAAUUUCCUUCAUGAAUAGCCCACUGAAUAAAAUCUUGAUAAAAGAUUUAUCACAAACUAAAGCUACUUUUCAUAGAACUAAUUUUACUUAAAUCAUUCACCUAGAAAGCGGCAAUUUUCUUUUCAAAUAAAUUAAAAUUUAAAAAGCUUAGAUUUUACAAUAGAAAAUGAAGAUCCAUAUGAUGUAGAAUAAAGCAUUUCAUACAUACUUAAAAAUACAAAUAACUCUGUAUCUAAAGAACUCAAAAAAGAUGUGGAUGAAACUUCUUUAGAUACAAAAUAAGUUAUUAACUAAACCAUAUUGAAUCCUUAAAACUAAGAAUAGUUAUAAAUAAAAAGAAAUAAAUUUAAAACAUAUAUUUUACUUGUUAGGGCAGUAUUUAGAAUUGUGAUAUUAGUUAGGUAUAAUUAAUUGAAAUAUAAAAUUGUAGACCUAAAAAAUAAUUAUGGUUAUAGAAUUAGAAAUUAUUUUUUUAACUAAGCAAAAUGUUUAAGUUUAAGGAUAAAUUAGUCCAGAAUAAAAUAAAACAAUGGACUCAAAUAUCUUUAACAAAAGUUCUUUCUGUAUUAAGAUUUUAAACUCUUAAAUAAUGGAAUUUUAUUGUAAUAUUUUUAUUAACAAUAUAGGAAGGUAAUCUCUAAGAUUUCUAAAAAGACUUGGCUAUAACUAAUUUUUUAAAUUUAUGCUCUCAUCUUAUCUCCAAUCUUGAAAUAACUACACAAUCUAACUCUUUUUUAUCAGAACUUGGAUAUUAAUCAUAUUUAGAAUAAUUUGUUGAAUAUAGAUAAACAUAUAACAUAUUUGUAACUAAAAGAACUAAGUAUCUAUAACAUAAAUACUCUAAAAUAACACCUAAAGAAAAGGCUAUGAUUGCUACAGAGUGUGUAAUAAUGAAUAAUUUUAUCCCAAAUUUAGUCUUACUUACUGAAAAUAAAAAAAUAUUUAACUCAGAUGAUCAAAAUAUCUAAUUUUUGAUUCGUGGAUUUAUAAGCAUUCUUCAAUAAUUAUUCAUUAUAACAUUUUCAGAUAUUCCAGAGGUUUAAAAACAUGAUAAUUAAUUUUAAUAUUAAUAAAUGCAAAUAGGAAAAAAUAAAUAAGGGAUGAUUUUGGUACCAAUUCAAACUGAUAUAGAAGAAUUUUUUAAAGGAACAUUUAAAAGUGAUUAAUUAAGAUUGAUAUUUGAAAGACGAAGUUGGUAUUCUAAUUUAAUCAAAAAAUUUAAAAAAGUUGUACACAAUAUAUACUAGCAUAAAAUAAAAGAAAUAUGA
Messenger RNA from Paramecium pentaurelia, 1699 nucleotides. The record is from the annotation of a GenBank genome assembly. Lineage: Eukaryota; Ciliophora; Oligohymenophorea; Peniculida; Parameciidae.